Messenger RNA from Suillus subalutaceus, 1569 nucleotides. Its product is annotated as major facilitator superfamily-domain-containing protein. The record is from RefSeq and is a predicted model, not a curated record. Gene Ontology annotation, molecular function: transmembrane transporter activity. Lineage: Eukaryota; Fungi; Basidiomycota; Agaricomycetes; Boletales; Suillaceae. Gene Ontology annotation, cellular component: membrane. Gene Ontology annotation, biological process: transmembrane transport. Bases 1 to 1569 code for a protein of 522 amino acids. The transcript is spliced from 9 exons.
AUGUCGCCCCUUCUGCCCCACUCCCUGGGUGCUGAUGAACCCAGAAGACUUUCUCUUACCCGCAAACUGGUUUUGUUGGUUAUGUUCUGUCUUACUCAAUUUAUAGACACCUUGAAUAUCUCAGCUCUCAUAUCUGCCAUCCCUGCACUUGAGGCGUCCAUGGGUAUGACUGAAAUUCAAUCCACUUGGGUGUUUAGUGGGUUCCGAUUAACUUUUUCAUCAUUCCUGCUUAUCAGUGGCCGUCUCAGUGACGUAUACAACCCAAAAACUGUAUUCAUCGGAGGAGUGUCCACUCUUGGUAUCCUCUCGCUAUGCGCAGGGUUUGUUUACUCUACAGUUCCUAUCCUCAUUCUCAGAGCAAUCACCGGAAUAGCUUCUGCGAUGACGAUUCCCUCUGCCCUGAAACUCCUGGUCAAGGUAUUUCCAGAUCCGCUAGAACAAGCUCGGGCAGUAGGGUUCUUCGCAGGCUGUGGUGCGGUGGCCAACAUGGGCGGUCUUGUGAUCGGUGCAAUGUUCGUUCAAUGGGCGUCUUACCAUUGGGUCUUCUGGUUUGUGGCAUGCGUGGCUUUCCCGGUGGCUCUGAUUUGUAUUAUCAUAAUACCAUCACAAAUCGGGGAGACUACAGGCACUCGUAAGUCUAAAGGGGCGAAAUGGAGAUCUCUUGAUUUAGUCGGCGUUAGCAUUUUGACUGUUGCCUUUAUAUUAUUGAUUUUCGCCGUGACAUCCGGUUCCACUGAUGGUUGGAAAUCUCCGGUUGUGUUGGUCCUCCUGAUCAUUUCAAUUAUAAUGCUAGUUGUGUUUUUCUAUUGGGAAACACUUUUGCCUGCGGACCGAGUCGCCAUACCACCGCGCACGUGGUUCUAUAACAACUUCUCUGUUCUGUUCGCCACUGCACUUCUGCCAUCCUUCUGGUGGAGUGGGGUUAUGUUUGUUUUUAGCAUCAUGUGGCAAAAUGUGUUUCAUUGGUCAGUGAUGUCGACGGCCGUCCACAUGUUGCCAGUCGGUAUCGUAGCCUUCGCUGCGAGCUGCACUGGAUCACUUUCUCGCAUCUACAGUCCAAAGUGGAUUAUUCUUACCGGCCUAUCGUUGUGCAUGAUCGCCACCUUGUUGCUAGCGCUCGGUGGGGGGAAGCCCGAAAACUAUUGGCCCUAUGUGUUCCCAGCAUUUGUACUUGGCAGCGCCGGAGUCAUGGUGACUUUUUCACAUACGAACAUUGCUAUUUUCCAAGCUGCGCCUUCAUCCAUGUCCGGCACAGUUGGUGCCAUGUUUAACGGUGCACUUCAAUUUGGAUCCGCAAUUGGCCUCGCUGCUAUAACCUCAAUAGAGACAUCCGUGGAGGCCACUCAUGGAGGUUCGCAUGAGUACGCCGGAAGAGCUGCGUCGUUUUGGUUCCUUCUUGGAAUUGUUGCUCUUCAAUUCAUUUCGAUAUUGACCUUUUACGACCGCAGUACGGACCAUAAACCCCAACCAAAGUAUGACGAUCCCAUGUAUUAUACAUCACACAGCACGACGGACUGCGGCGAAAAGCUCGGUGAUAGGAAUGUAACCACUGCAACUGACGUAAACUAA